AUGAUACACUUUUAUUUUAAAAAUAUAGACUUUAUGAAAAUUCUCUUCUUUUUCUAUCAUGUUAUAGUAAUUUUUUUAUUGCUUAUAUCUUUUUAUUUCAAACCAAUUAGUCAAUGGGCAUUACAUGGAAAAAAUUUAUUUAUAAAAUUAGAAAAAGGAGAAAACGAAAACAAGUCUAAGAUCUAUAAAUUAAAAAAAAAGAUAGACAAUAUUAUUAUUCCAAAAGUAUAUUUUUUACAUUUUUAUAUCAUUGGUUUUGUAAUAAACUCAAUUUUAGUAUUCCAAGAUUUCUAUCAAAAUUAUAUAAAUGAAAGAAGAGUUUUUGAUUUUAUUUCAUAUACUAACAUAAUCUUUGAAAUUCAUUUGCUAAGAAGAUUAUUAGAACAAUUACUUGUGGUAAGAACGACAUCGAAAUCUUUUAUGCAUAUUUUUUCUUAUCUUUUAGGAAUAAGUUUCUACAUGGUAACUCCUUUUUCAUUAUAUAAUAGUGACAAAAACGAAUAUAGUAAAUUAAAUUUAAUUUCUGUUAUUCUUUUUUUAUUUGGAAAUUUAAUUCAAUUUGAUUCUCAUGUCCGCUUGGCUAAACUUCGCCCCAAAGACAUAAGAAAAAAUGAUGUUUUGUAUAAAGUCCCAUAUGGUGGAUUCUUUUAUUAUGUUAGUUGCCCUCAUUAUUUCGCAGAAAUAUUAAUAUAUUUAUCAUUUUUUAUGUUAAACACUAAUUUUAUAAGUUUACUGAAUUUUGUUAUGGUUUCAUUAAUUUUAAUUGUAAAUGGUUUGAAAACACAUAAUUGGUAUAUUAAAAUAUUAAAAGAUACAUAUCCAAAACAAAGAAAAGCCAUCUUUCCUUUUAUUCUUUAA
Molecule: messenger RNA, 858 nt
Organism: Plasmodium gallinaceum
Lineage: Eukaryota; Apicomplexa; Aconoidasida; Haemosporida; Plasmodiidae
Product: polyprenol reductase, putative
Exons: 9
Coding region: 1-858 (285 amino acids)
Biological process (GO): polyprenol catabolic process; dolichol-linked oligosaccharide biosynthetic process
Cellular component (GO): endoplasmic reticulum
Molecular function (GO): 3-oxo-5-alpha-steroid 4-dehydrogenase activity
Source: RefSeq, a predicted model, not a curated record